This is a messenger RNA of Angiostrongylus costaricensis, 1266 nucleotides long. NCBI's taxonomy places the organism in Eukaryota, Metazoa, Nematoda, Chromadorea, Rhabditida, Metastrongylidae. The record is from the annotation of a GenBank genome assembly.
AUGGCCGACGUAGAGAAGGAGCUUGCCGAGUCGAAGAAUGUUUGCAGACUGAAAGUCGGCUGUAAUUUUCUAAUGGAACUCAUCGACAGGGUUCGACAUGCGAAGAACAAACACUACGUUUCUUGGCAGGAAGUCCAGGUACGGUACAAAAAUAUGGUCUCCAAAGUUAACGAAGAAGACCAGGAACUAAUGGAUAAGUAUACCGGCUUCGGAUUAAAUUUUACUGAACCUAUUCUUAGUAGAGAGGUAGUUAAAAAAUUGACUGGUCGGUACACAGCUAAGAACGCACUGAACCAAGAAAUCUUCCGUCGAAUUCGAUACUACGUUGUCUCGUCGAAUGUGCUUAUGGUUGGAUUUGGAUUAGGUGAAAACCCAGAAUUGUACCCAGAAGAGGAGUUGACGGAUGGCGGUGACGCUUCCAAAGCUUCUGCAUUGGCCAGAACUGCUAUAGCUGGGCAUGGUGAACCACUUAAGCCAUGUAACUAUGCGGCUAAUGUUCCACCAAGAAGCUGUCAACCUUACAGCGAUGAUGAAACUGACUCAGAAGACGAACCUAUGGAUGAAGCUGGUGUGUACAGUACCGACGAAGAAAACGAUGUGCCGAACCACCCUAUUGUACAGCGGUGGCCUUCUGAAGGUCAAGACCGUGGUCCGAGUACUUAUAGAGCAGCAUGGGGCAUUGAACAGCAGCGUGCUCGAUUUCUGCAGGAUCAACAUCAACAAUUGUACCUACAGCGGUGGUGUCCUGGAAACGAAGAUCGUGGUCCGAGUACUUAUAGAGCAGCAUGGGGUAUUGAACAGCAGCGUGCUCGAUUUCUGCAGGAUCAACUUCAACAAUUGUACCUACAGCGGUGGUGUCCUGGAAACGAAGAUCGUGCUCCGAGUACUUAUAGAGCAGCAUCGGGUAUUGAACAGGAUCAACAUCAGCAAUUGUACCUACAGCGGUCGUGUCCUGGAAACGAAGAUCGUGGUCCGAGUACUUAUAGAGCAGCAUCGGGUAUUGAACAGGAUCAACAUCAACAAUUGUACCUACAGCGGUGGUGUCCUGGAAACGAAGAUCGUGGUCCGAGUACUUAUAGAGCAGCAUGGGGUAUUGAACAGGUAACAUUUAUGCGUAUUUAUGUGUAUGUACAAUAUCUUGAAGCGGUGUGCUCGAUUUCUGCAGGAUCAACAUCAGCAAUUCUACCACUGUCUUCCUCAUCACCAACUGCAGCAGCGCCGUCAGCAUUCUGGUUUCUAGUGUUGUUACCCGAAAUGCAUGAAUAA